Prorocentrum cordatum is the source of this 1097-nucleotide messenger RNA. Lineage: Eukaryota; Dinophyceae; Prorocentrales; Prorocentraceae. The record is from the annotation of a GenBank genome assembly.
GAGGCGGUCCGGCAUCAUCGGUGGCUUGGAGCAGGACCUGGAGGACCUGAACACGGAGGCGAGACGGGCUGCAGCCCAAGAGCUUCCUCCACCUCGAGCUCCUCCUGCUCUUCCCCCGGCGGACCGCUGUCCCGAAACACUAUGCAUGGAGGCUGCGGGCCUCGAGUCCACCAUCAACGGCCUGAAGGAUGACAUCCAGAAGUCCAAAGACAAGGCCGCGGACCUCGAGAAACGCCUGGGCGAGCUGCGCACAAGCGAGGCAAAGAACGCCCAGCUCUUCGAGGUCGGCGUCAGGGAGGUGGAUGAGGUGAUCAGCAAGGCCAGCAACCUCGCCAGGCGGAAGGCGGCCAAGCUCCUGGCUCCCAAGCGCUCGGUGAGCAGCGACAGCGGGCAGGUCUCCAGCCUGCAGCAGCUCGGGCGCCAGCUGUCCUUCGCCCGCGCCGGCGACGACGCGGGGUCCGGGGGCGGCCUCGGCAUGGCGCCCGCGUCAUUCCUGCAGACCUCCCCGGCCGCGGCCGACGGCACCUCGCGGGGACCAGAGGCGGUGCUGAUGGCCGACAAGUUCGACGUGCUCAAGGCCCAGAACAGCACGCAGACGGCGUUCGAGGCUGAGGAGAGGCAGCUCCAAGACCUCGUCGACAUCGAGAAAAAGCGCCUGCAGGUCCUGGAGGCGAGCCUCAAGGAUCAGCAGCCCAUCCUCACGGAAAAGUUGAAGCAGGCCACGGAGACCAGCAGUCUAUUCGAGAUGGCCAAGCGCAACCUCCUGCGCGACAGGACCCUGCUGAACAUGACCAUCGCGCUGAGCAAGAAGAUCUUGGACGGCCACGACCUCAUGGACCCCAAGCGUCACGAGAUCGUCAACCUCGUCAAGAUGCCGAUCAAGAUGCUGGAAAGCAUGGACAUGGCCUCCUUCCUCAGCAGGGACCUGCAGCACCUGUCCGCCGCCCCCGCGCUGGUGCAGGUCGCCGCCAGGUCUCGUGCGCGCAGCAGGGCGCGCUCGUCCACGAAGGAGGAUUCUCCGACGGCCCAGAUGGCGCUGGCCACUUCGGAAGUGGAGGAGGAGGACAGCGCCGUCGCCGAGCCCGCCGACCCUCAGG